This is a messenger RNA of Ilyonectria robusta, 1068 nucleotides long. Its product is annotated as DNA glycosylase. The record is from RefSeq and is a predicted model, not a curated record. The transcript has a single exon. Gene Ontology annotation, cellular component: nucleus; protein-DNA complex. Gene Ontology annotation, biological process: base-excision repair, AP site formation; DNA alkylation repair; base-excision repair. NCBI's taxonomy places the organism in Eukaryota, Fungi, Ascomycota, Sordariomycetes, Hypocreales, Nectriaceae. Gene Ontology annotation, molecular function: DNA-3-methyladenine glycosylase activity; alkylated DNA binding; DNA-7-methylguanine glycosylase activity. Bases 1 to 1068 code for a protein of 355 amino acids.
AUGGUCGCAACAAGGGGAUCUUCCCGUAUCAACGGGACCCAAGCCGUUCCUAAGCAUGAACCAAGUCCCAGUCCAGCCCCACGAGUGAACCGGAAGCGCAAGGCCCCCAGCGACGCGGAGGCCGCGGUGCCCGCGGUGCCUGUUACGCCAACGAAGAAGCGCACACAGCGGAACGCAGUGCCAUCAACUCCGACACCCGGGGCCGCGGGCCUAUUCGCGGAGCCUUCCGGUGCGACAAAGAAGCCGCGAAACGUGGCGGUGACCCGCCUUGCGGACCCGAGAUCUACAAAUGCGUUGCUCCUCUCACCAGAGACGUCACGGUUGGUGGCAUCCCGUGACAUCGAAACAGUGUCGCCCUCCAAGGUGUCCCGAGUCGGGGCUACAACUGAGAACCUGCUGAAGGAGGCCUGUGACCACCUCAUCAAGAUUGAUGAGCGCAUGCGGCCAUUGAUCGAGCAGCACCACUGCCGAGUAUUCUCGCCUGAGGGUCUAGCAGAGAAGAUCGAUCCGUUUGAGAGUCUCUCCAGCGGCAUCAUUAGCCAACAAGUGUCUGGCGCAGCAGCCAAGUCUAUCAAGGCAAAGUUCCUUGCCCUGUUCGAGGACAACAUCGGGGAGAGGUUUCCUCACCCAUCCCAGGUUGCCGCUCGAUCAAUUGAGAACCUCAGGACGGCGGGACUAUCGCAACGCAAGGCUGAGUAUAUCCAGGGACUCGCCGAGAAGUUUGCCAGCGGCGAACUCAGCGCGCAGAUGUUGCAUGAUGCAUCGAAUGACGAGGUCAUGGAGAGGCUUAUUGCUGUUCGAGGUCUGGGCAAGUGGUCUGUCGAGAUGUUCGCCUGCUUUGGGCUCAAGCGAAUGGACGUCUUCUCACUCGGCGACCUGGGUGUUCAGAGAGGCAUGGCUGCAUUUGUUGGACGAGACGUGGGCAAGCUCAAGUCCAAGGGGGGCAAGUGGAAAUACAUGUCGGAGCAGGAUAUGACGGAACUGUCGGACAAGUUUGCGCCGUAUCGCAGCCUCUUCAUGUGGUACAUGUGGCGCGUGGAGGAGACGGAUGUUAGUACCAUGGAAUAG